Messenger RNA from Penicillium cataractarum, 7614 nucleotides. RefSeq lists its product as uncharacterized. Gene Ontology annotation, molecular function: protein binding. The transcript is spliced from 2 exons. Lineage: Eukaryota; Fungi; Ascomycota; Eurotiomycetes; Eurotiales; Aspergillaceae. The record is from RefSeq and is a predicted model, not a curated record. The coding region runs from base 1 to 7614 and encodes 2537 amino acids.
AUGUCUGCCAACGAAUUGAGAACCGAGGCUGAGCAGCAAGGCCAGAGUCUGGGCGCUAGGCUCACCAAGAAACUCAGCAAGAGACUCUCGAUCAGUGGCUCCAAAGAGGGAGCAAAAGAAGGCGCCACCGCAAGCUCAAGCAAAGAGACUGCCGGCGAAACUGGAAUUGGCCAGCAGGCCCUUAACAAGGGCCAAGAAAUCAAAGAUCAAGCAAUGAAAGGAGACUUCAGCGGUGCCAAGGAUAUCGCCACCAAAGGAGAAAACACCAAGAAUUCCAUCAGCGAAGGGGAUAUGAAAGGAGCCGUAGCCGGAAUUGGCUUGACAGGUAGUAAUGUCAACAAGAAAAAUGCAGAGAAUGUCAGCACACGACUUGGAGGGUACAGACCGAGUAUCAGCCGUGGACCUCUUGAGUUCAACGACGAUAUCAAAAAAGGUCCCAUCACGACGGGCAUCCAAAGAGAUACGGGCCAGGCAGGUCUUGGCGGAGUUGGAAGCGGUAGCAAAGAUGGAGGGUUGGACACCAGCAAGAAAGAACUCGGCCAAACCCAGAUGGGUGACUCUCAGAUUCGACAAGGAACCAGUCAAACUCAACAAGCGCUUAAUCAAGCUCCGUUAGCUCCGUCAGCUCCGUCCGCCAUUGGGACCGGCCAGAGCCAGCCGGGCCUGAGCAAAGAUCAACCGUCACUCAGCAAGAACGAAAAAGGUCUCAGUCCAACUCAAAAGGGUCUUAGUCAAGGCCAGCAAGGCAUGGGACAAGGUCUCUCCAGUACUGGCAAGGCCGCUGGCGCAACCAUUGGUGGUGAUGAAAUGAUGCAGCAAGAGCUUCGUGAUCAACUAGCCAUCGGCGAUGAUGUCUUUGGUGGAGCAGAUACCAGCAAAGCAGCCUCAAAGCCAGCAACACAACCAUCUUCUAAGCAAGCAAGCAAAGCUGGCUUCGGCGCCUUCGGAGGCGGUGCUCUUGGUAACAUCUUCCGCCGUGCAUCUGGUCAAGGCAAAUCGGCCAUGAGCAACAUCGGCAAAGAGAAGACCGUACAGACAAAUUCGCAAACCUCUAAGACUUCUAAGUCCACUGAGAAACACGGUAUUAGCCGAGGUACCAUUGCUGGCGCCGGUGCCGGUGCCGGUGCCGGUGCUGGUGCAGCUCUUGGAGGAUUGGGAAUGAAGCGAGCCCUGGACCACGCCGGUAUGGACCAGAAGAGUAUGGGUCAGAUUGGUAUGGCCAACACUGGCAUGGGCCAGAGCGCUAUGGGUCAGGGUGGCAUGAGCAAGGACGGUAUACCCGCGACUGCCAUGGGUCCCAUGGAUCCCAACGGAACAGCCAGCAAGGAAUUUUCUCUUCAUGGAGGUACCGUGCGAGGAGGCAAUGCUAUUAUGAGCGGCUCUGGCGAGUCUCCCAAGACUACCAGCUCAUCUGGCAAAUCUGGUGCAGCUGCAGCGGCAGGUGGUGCUGCUGGCAUGGCCGGUAUGGCCGGAAAAUCUGGCAUGUCUGGUAAAUCUGGAAUGGCUGGGGCUCGAGGAAUCGGCCUUAAUGAAGACGUCAGCCAACAAGGCCUCAGCAAGGACACUCCCAGCCGGAGAAUCUCGGGUGCUGCCAGUUCGACCACGACCAACACCAGUGGAGUGUCCACUCGAGCCGUCCGAGGUCUGAGUACUGGUACCCACAAGGUCACUGUUCUCCAGGACAAGGUUCAAGCCGUCUCUCAAAAGUGUAAGACCCAGUUGGGCGUGUCUUCUGACGAAAUCAGCCAACGGAGUCCGACUGUCAACGCUUUCUUCGACGCUGUCGCAGCCGAACGUCUGCGCUGGAUGCCUCGUGAUGGUAGUAGACUCGAUUGCAGUCUUCGAUGGGCUUCCCGACUGGCAUAUGCAGUCGAUGCUCUUCGUGAGUCGACAGGGCUUUUUACCCCUGGUGCCGAUGCAGCAGCCCAACUGAUCUGGGGAUUCAUGAUCUUGUUAUUGGAGUCUGAUAUGGACAAUACCGACCUCUUCGAAAGCGUCUUUGGUCGAUACGGCCGCGUUGCUGUUGGCAUCUAUCUGUUGAUUCAGUAUGAGUCUGCCUUUAAGACGUCGACUAAUCUCCAGCCCGAAGCCGCCGCCGUAUUUUCAGACCUGCUGGAAAUGGUCUGCACUACUACAACAAGCUGUGUUGAAGGGUUCAAGGCCAAAGAGUCGACCCAGCUCAUCGAACAUAACGUGGAUGCAGCCUUUGUAACCUACGCAAAGCGAUACUCGAACCAUUGGAACGCAAUUGUCGAGUCCGCCACGUCAAAGCUCGUCAAGCAAAGCUCCCUGAUCUACUCGAGUCCAGAGCUGGGCAGUCUCCGCCAGUUCCUCGGCGUGCAGGAUCGUCCUCUUCAGUUUAUUCUCGAGUCUCGCAUGCAUUCUCUUGCCGAAGGUUCCUUUGAGUGGUUCAACAGUGCUCUAUACGAUUUCUCAAUUGGCAAGUCUCCAGUCAUGCUGGUGACUGGUGGUGCAGGAUCGGGAAAGAGUGCCCUCGCCCAGUGGACCGUUGAACGUCUGCAGGAAUCAGCCGAACACGAUAGCUGGAAUGUUAUUCCGUACACUAUACGCGCCGACAUCCCCGUUGCAACUUUGACCCUCCGCAUUCUGAAGGGUAUCCUUCACCAGAUGCUCGACCAUUGUGUCAGCGACAAGAAAACCCAGGAAGCGAUUCUCGUCCAGGUCGCCAAGGCGGCCCAAGGUGCCUUGGAUGGGGCGAGUGACGUUGAAGUCGAAGAGUGCCUCUGGCGAGGCAUUCGCACCGGCUUGGCUUCCAACAUCCAGUACAUGUUCGUGGUCGACGGACUCGAUCAAAUCAAGGGUGGAGAUGCCGACGCAAUUGGCGUUCUGGACAACUUCACCGAGAUUCUAACGGAGCAGAACGCGGGAUCCAAGAUGAUUGCCUUUACCAGACCUCUCAGUUCGCAGCCACACUCGACGAAUAUCGAGCAAUUCAUGAUGCAAACCACUCAGACUCGAACUGAUUUGGUUGCAUUCGUCACCAAGAUGCUCUCAAACUCGCACUUCGAUACCACCAAGAGCGACCAACUGCAAUCCGCCGUGGCUACUAUCGUCAACCGCUCUCAGGGAUCAUUCAGCUGGGCCGAGAUGGCUGUCGAGUAUGCUAAGCAGCAGAGAACUUUGGUACAGGCCAUUUCAUCUAUCCAAAGCUUGCCGCAGCCCAUGAAAGAGUUGCUCGACUUCCACAUGCAGAACCUUGAUCUCAGCCAGCACGAGGCAGUGGCUAUCAUGUCAUGGCUAGCUGCAUCUGAGAGACCUUUACUCGUGGAAGAGAUUGAGCAGCUUCUGCGCGUCAACUCCCAGGGACCGAGCUUCAUGUCGCGCAAGAGCAACACUGAAAAGCAGUGGUCGAGCGCGCUUCGUCCUCUGGUAAUGACGCGGGACGGUGUAGUUUCCUUUGCGCACACAUGCAUCCGUGAUCAUGUCAUCGGCCAGGCUAGAGCCGCUAGCAUCAAAUCUCCACUCAAUCUCAAGGAAGCUCAUCAAGAUCUUCUUAUGAGGUGUCUUGGCUGGGUGCAACUGAGCGUCCGUGAAGAGACUGAGAUAUCGAUGGACAAGCUGAGCAUGGAAGAACGCAAUCGCCUCUUUGACAAGUAUGUCAUCCUUGAGUAUACUGCUCGCUACUGGCUCUCUCAUCUCUUGUCGUCGCCUCUCGUGACCGAUGAAGGCGAGUUCCAGUUCACAACAAGCUUCCAAAAGAUGCUACCGGCGACUGUUCUCUUUGCUCGUCUCGAGCUGACCUGCAAGGAGUCUCAGUUCACUCGGUCGAGUGUUGUGGAGCUUUACCGUCUCGCAACAGACAUUCGUCGUCUCGUCCUGGGCGAGAAGUCUAUGGGACUUCUUGAGAGUUUACUUCUCAGUGCCCGUGUCUCGAAGCUGGCUCACGCUAGUCAUGCUGAUGAGCAUUGCUACGAGGCAUGGAGACUCAGCCAAGAGCUUUUGGGCCAGUCGGACCCCAUCACUUUGACAUGCGCGGAGAUGAUGACCCAAUCUUUCAGCGAGCGAGGCACCAUGACCGCCCAACAGGAGGAUAUCAUGAAGUACCUCAUCCUGACAGACUCUGAAAUUACCGGAGUCGAGUUCAACCAGCGCCUGAAGUACCUUGGCAUGAUCGUUGGCAUGUAUAAAUCUCGUGGCGAUGACAAUUCCGCUCUCCUCAUUUCGAAGCAGUUCUACCAACAGAUCCUUCAAAAAUACGGCACCAACUCGAGACAAUCCUCCGAGGCUGCCGACUUCCUGACUAGUCAGUUCUCGGCCACUGGCAGUGACGAGAUGACUCGGGACAUUGCGAGAACCAAGUACGACAAUGUUGUUCGCACCAUGGAAGUCACGGACGAACGUCGCAUCAAGUACUCCUUGUACAUGGCUCAGCUUUACGAGCAACAAGGACAGCAUGCCCAGGCCUCGGCAGUUCUGUCGAGUCUCUGGGCAGGUCUCAAUGCCCGCGAUAUCGAUUCUGUUGAUAUGAUGGACAAGAAGGCCAACGUGGCUCUCGUCUAUUACCAAUUCCUCCGUCGACAGGGCCGCAGUGAUGAGGCUGAAGUUAUCAUGCGCGAGCUUGUGGCAGACCUGGAAGUCUCCGGCAUUCAAUCGCCAGAGAUGAUGCAACGAGUGCACCUCUUGCGCGCCGAAACUCGUGAGAUGCAAAUGUACAAUCUGGACCGCUCUCUGUCCAUCCUCAUGUGGCGCUAUUACAAACAGAAUCAUCAAGAAUACACACCCGAAGCCAGAGGCCUGGCAAUGUCGCUGGCCGAAGGCAUGGCUAAUUCCGUCUCUAUCGAGGACUCUACUUUGAUGUCUGGAAGCGACCGCAAGCUCAUGGUCGAGCUCUUGGAUUCGAUCACCUCGUCGCCUAGCAACAUUUCCGUCCCCACUUUGAUUCUCUGCCACAAUCUUUCGAGUAUCUAUCUGCGCGAGGAGGAUUGGAACGAAGCAAGUGAUUGCUCCAAGGCUGUUCUGCAGCAUGUGUAUCCCUCAGUCGAGCGGCCGGGUUCUCACAAGAAGUUGACCACCGAAUUGGCGCCCCCCGUCGCUGACCUAGCUUUGAUUCUCGCCUAUUGUCACUUCCGAAAACUGCAUCUUGAGCAGGCUACUACCGUCUAUGAGAAUGCAUUUGGCUCACUGGUCGUCUCGGACAAGGUGCCCGUCGCUUCAGUUCUGGCUGUUGCCAAGGCCGUCGUGGAAUUCUAUGAAACGACCUUCCAGUUCACCAAGGCCCUCACUCUUCUCCACACAGUCAGCAACUUCUUGACCUCUCGACUGGGCGAGACUCACAAGCAUACUAUUGAAAAUAUGUAUCUCGAAGCUGCACUGGCAGACCGUCUGGAGAUGACCAAUGAGGCCAAGAGCACUUACCAGCGCAUCUAUAAGAACACCCUUCGUGGAAACACUAUUGCGCCGGAGGGUAUUGAAGCUGCGCUUGCCUUGAUCAGUCUCUACGAGAAGGAGAUGCAGUGGAGCUCGGCUUUGGACAUCUAUCGACACUUGUGGCCUACUGUUGUCGUGCAAGAUACCAUGCAUGCUUAUGAUCGUAUGCAGACUGAGCGUCUGCUCGAGAAGACUUACAUUGGCUACAUGACCAUUCUGACGACUCACAUGAAGAGCUCCGACUUCUCUGAGAGAUACAAGGUUUCAUCUGACUAUGUGACGACCUGCCGCAAUGUAUAUGGUCCCACGCACCAGAAGACCCUCAGUGCAACUCUCCUCUUCGCUGAGUUGUGUGAGACACACGAGUCGUACACUGAUCAGGCUAUCACACUAUACAAACAGCCUCUACAGACGAGCGAGUGGGUGCCAACCUCCCAGUCCUCCAAGGGUCUGGACCAGAUGACCCAAGCCCUCCCGAUUACUCUAAAGCACAAGCUGGCGCAGCUGUUUGUUCGUAAGCGUGACUCCACCAGUGAAGCUCGCUCACUGUACACCGAGGAAUUCCAGCUCGGCAAGAAGACCCAAGGCUACUUCUCGACUACCACGCUAUCCUGGCUUCGCGAGCUUGCCCUCGCCCAUUCUCGACAGGGUACUCCAACUUCUGUCCAACAGGGCAACGCUCUCCUCCACACUUACGUCACCGAUUGCCUGCAUGCCGGCGGCGACUCUGACAUGAUGGCCAACUGGGCACGCAAGAUCGCCGCCAUCUAUCUCGAGUGCGGCUUCAUCGAAGGAGGAAACGCCGUGCUCGAUGAGCUCCGCCAACGCGUAGUGUACGGCUCGGAGACUUCCGCAAUGGCCCUCCAUGACCGCCGCGACGCAGUCUUCGUAUCUGCCUUUGAAGAAGCCUUCGGUCGUCGCGCUACCUCAGAUCAAAUCAUGGACGAGAUGGCCCGCGAAAUGCAGACCCAGCAAGCCUUUGCAAAGAACCUAUCUGGCCACGACUUCAUUCCGACACUGAUCUCUGGCGAUCGUCUCGUUCGUCUGCAGACAGACCAGAACCGGACUCGGGCUGCGAUGACUACACGCAAUAAGUUAUACGAGUACUUCUGCGCCACGCUGUCUGCGACUUCGAUUGCGGAUCGGGAUGUCGUUAAGCAGUUCUACAAGGUCUGUCUGCGGGAGGUCCCUAACGAGAAGUAUAACAUGAACAUUCUCAAUACGACCACCAAAAUGGUUCGCGACUUGUGCAAUCAAUCUCGUUUCCAGGAUGCGAGCGAUGCCGCCGGCGUGUUGCACUCAUUCCUCCAUCUCACAGAUGGCCUGAACAGCUACGACAGUAUCAUCACCGCUACAAAGCUAUGUCUCUAUCUGAGCGGGCACCAAGCCACAAGGUGCGAGAACAAGGCUCUCCAAACCGAAAUGUCCUCCAAGGCAAAGAUGCUCCUCCAAGAACUCAUGGCCGCAUCCAAGGCCAUCGGCAUCGAAAUCGUCGACCUCCCAUUCCACGAGUUAAACGACAUCAUAACCCUGCUUGGCGAACACGAGAUGUUCGACGAUCUAGAAGGUAUCCUUACUCAACUCUGGACCUCCCGCAUCGUCCAGCGCACCUGGACACCCGACGUGGUCGUCUGGAUCGGCCGUCGCCUCGUCGAAACGCGCUUCUGCCGCGGCUCCGUCGACUCGGCUAUCCAGCUAUGUCGCGAUAUCUGCUACAACCUCCGCCAAGUCUGGGGAUCUUGUGAUCCUGUCACUCUCGAAAUGACGAAGCUCUUAUCAGGACUCUUCACCGCGUCGAACGAUCACAAAUCUGCAGCCGCACUGCACGAAGGUGCCCUGCACGAUUUGAUGGGUGAUUCCGAGGCGAAAAAUCACGCCCGCGCUGCGGAUACUGCGUCCCAGCACAUGGAGCUGCUUCGCCGCGCACAGUCUCGCCUUGGAAUGGGUAAGAGUGGCGAGAUUUCUACCAGGUCUUCCGUCCAUGCGGAUCUCAUGGCGCAGGUGACGGACCGCUUUGGUCUUCAGUCGGAGCAGAUUGAGGGGGUGGGGGAUGCGCAUGGUGGGGAGAAGUUUGGAGUUUGGUCUAAACCUAGACGGUUUAGUAUUGAUGUUGAGGAUCUGGAUGAUCAGGGCCAGGCGCAUCAGAAUCAUUUGCGGGAGUCGAGUGGUGCUGGUUUGACUAAUGGUAGUGGUGCACCAAGAAGAAUCUCGGUGCAGGCACUUUAG